Messenger RNA from Periophthalmus magnuspinnatus, 2226 nucleotides. Its product is annotated as transmembrane protease serine 6. Gene Ontology annotation, biological process: proteolysis. Lineage: Eukaryota; Metazoa; Chordata; Actinopteri; Gobiiformes; Gobiidae. The transcript has 16 exons. The record is from RefSeq and is a predicted model, not a curated record. Bases 1 to 2193 code for a protein of 730 amino acids. Gene Ontology annotation, molecular function: serine-type endopeptidase activity; protein binding.
AUGGCUCCGGACCCCGCUGGACCCUGCACCACUCCAGCACCACUCCAUCACUGUCAGGAGCCGUGGGUCCAGAGACAUUACACCUCCUCUCUUCUCAUUGUAAACUCCGUGUUCUCCUCUGAGCUGUCCUCUAGGAGCAGUCCCGCCUUUAGCAGCCAGGCCCAAGCCGUCCAGCAUAUGAUCCACAGUGCAGUCAACGCCUCAUCACUGGCCCCGUACUUCAACCAGUCCACUGUGCUGGGCUUCGGCCGGGGCAGUCUGGUGGUGUUCUUCUGGCUGCUCCUGAGUGUCCCCAGUAGUCACGUCUCCCGGGUCAGUGUGGAAAUGGUCACCAAGAGUCUUCAGCAGGGCCUCAGACUCUACGUGUCCCAGGGUGGGGUCCUGGAAACACACCUGCCCUCUCUUCAGGUCACAGAUUGUGACACAUACACAGAGGUCAGGUCUGGGGGCCCCACAGUUCUGCCUGGACCCCAGCUCCACUGUGCCUCCUUCAGGUGGAGGCUCUGGGCCUCCUCUGGCUUCCUGCUGCAGCUGCACAUCCAGUGGCCCCCAUGCCAGGGGCCCCUCCUGGUGUACGACACUCUCCUGCCAUCAGACGGGCUGCUCAUCACCAGAGUGGCAGGCUGCAGCCCUCAGCAGCAGGGGGCACUCAUCCUCUCAUCAGGACAGGCCAUGACGGUGGUGUGGGAGCGAGAGGGAGAGGAGGGUGAAGGGAGGGUCUCUCUGUCUGCACGCGCUGUGGAUGUCCAGGGCUGCUUCUCCACACUGGAGCUGCGGUCAGUACAGGGUCCAGUCCAGGGCACUUUGCAGACCCCCCUCUUCCCCAGCUACUACCCCCCCAACACCACCUGCAACUGGACUUUUCAGGUGUCCAGUCCAGGUCUAGGUCUACGUCUGGACUUUGAAGGAUACAAGCUGAGUCUAGCCUCCCCUGAACAGAGCUGUGAACAGGGCCAGUGGACCAUCAGGGAACACAGACUGUGUGGCAGCAGGAUUGCCCAGGCAUACACUGAGCGUGUCCCUUUGUUGUCCCCGAGCACCAGUGUCCUCCUGUCCUCCGUCCUGACCCAGACUGGACCUGGGCUACGCGUUUUCUACAGUGUCUACAACCUGUCUGAGCCAUGUCCUGGGCAGCUCCUGUGCUCUGUGGAUGGACAGUGUGUUCCAGAGUGCGACGGCAUCACAGACUGUCCCAACAGCCUGGACGAGAAACACUGUGAGUGUGCAGCAGAGUUCCAGUGCACAGCUCAGAUCCUAGGACUCAGCCCUCAGUGUGUGGACUACUCCAGAGUGUGUGACGGACAGGAGGACUGCAGCCUGGGCUCCGACGAGACCAACUGCUCCACAGUGGUGCCGUGCUCAGCCAGGACCCACAUGUGCGCUGAUGGAGCCUGUGUGAAGAAGCCUAACCCACGCUGUGACCUGGUGGAGGACUGCCCUGAUGCCUCUGAUGAACACCACUGUGACUGUGGUCUAGCACUGCCUUCUAGCCGCAUAGUGGGAGGGAGCAAUGCGUCUGAGGGGGAGUGGCCAUGGCAGGCCAGUCUGCAGGUUAGAGGUCAGCACGUGUGUGGGGCUGCUCUGGUGACCAGUGUGUGGCUGCUGUCUGCGGCUCACUGCUUCUCUGAGCUCAGCGUGCUCCAGCCCAGCCUGUGGACCGUGUACCUGGGCAAAGUGCUGUUGGACCAGCCCAGUCCUCUGGAAGAGCGGAGGAGCCUCCAGCAGAUCCUCCUGCACCAGUACUACCAGCCCGACAAGCACGACUACGAUCUCGCCCUGCUCAGACUGGAGCAGCCCUCAUUGGCCCAGCCCGUCUGCCUGCCCCCUCCCACCUACCUGCUGUCCCCCGGCCGAGUGUGCUGGAUCACCGGCUGGGGAGCCCUGUAUGAGGGAGGCAGAGCUAGUAAUGUGCUACAGAAGGUGGACGUGCAGCUGGUCAGUGAGGAGGCCUGUGUGGACUCCUACGGGCUCCACAUCUCUCCCAGAAUGCUUUGUGCUGGGUACGCCAAGGGGCAGAAGGACUCCUGUCAGGGAGACUCCGGAGGUCCCCUGGUGUGUCAGGAGUCUGGGGGCCGCUGGUUCCUGGCUGGAGUAGUGAGCUGGGGCCACGGGUGUGCUCGGCCUGGGUACUACGGAGUGUACACCCGCCUGAGCAGCCUCUCCUUGUGGGUGCAAGAGCACAUCUCUCCCUGACCAGGACCAGGCUGUCUCUGGAAGAGCAUCAUC